This is a messenger RNA of Tachysurus fulvidraco (yellow catfish), 9962 nucleotides long. RefSeq names its product SH3 and PX domains 2Aa (gene sh3pxd2aa). Gene Ontology annotation, cellular component: cytoplasm. NCBI's taxonomy places the organism in Eukaryota, Metazoa, Chordata, Actinopteri, Siluriformes, Bagridae. The transcript is spliced from 16 exons. Gene Ontology annotation, biological process: superoxide anion generation. Bases 504 to 3926 code for a protein of 1140 amino acids. Gene Ontology annotation, molecular function: protein binding; superoxide-generating NADPH oxidase activator activity; phosphatidylinositol binding. The record is from RefSeq and is a predicted model, not a curated record.
UGCCGCUGAACACGGGAGCGCGAGCCUUAAAGCCAACGGGAUCGCGCGCUCACAUUUAAAGGAGAAGCCGUGGGCUUCUGGUAGCCAGUUCGCUCACGUGUAAUCACGUUUAUAGCCUUGCGAUUGUAGUAUUACAAUAUUAUAUACAUACAUACAUAUAUAUGUAUUUAUUUUUUAUGAAUAUUACCGCGAGGACGUUAAUCGUAUAUCGGUUCUGACUACAGCCGUGUCGGUUUGGAUUGUCCUCGAGCUCUACGGAAGGAAAAUCGGUUAGAAUAAAUGGAUCCGGAGAUUUUAUUUUCCCAGCCCGAGACGGUGAUAAAGAAGUUGGUGUGUUCGCUGUUGUAACGUCGCUGCGCAGAAUAAAGUAUCCGGUUCUGUUCGUUACUGUCCCGCUCAGUAUUCGUCUCUACCGCCCUGUGUAGCCCGUUACAUCCCGGGAUUUCCUUCUUUUCUUUCCUUUUGUGUUUUUUUUUUUAUUCCUUUCAGUACGAACCGGGUGAAUGAUGCAGCUCCGGACCGUGUUGGAUGUGAAAGUGGUGGACGUGGAGAAAAGACGGCAUCCUUCCAAACACUAUGUUUAUCUCAUCAAUGUCACAUACUCUGAUUCCACGUCCCACGUUAUCUACCGGAGAUACAGCAAAUUCUUCGACCUUCAGAUGCAGCUUCUCGACAAGUUCCCAAUCGAGGGAGGGCAGAAGGACCCCAAAAAGCGCAUCAUCCCUUUUCUUCCAGGAAAAAUCCUGUUUCGGCGAAGUCAUGUUCGAGAUGUGGCAAUGAAGCGACUGCGCUUUAUAGAUGAUUAUUGCAGGGCGCUGGUGCGACUUCCUCCCCAGAUCUCCCAGAGUGAGGAAGUUCUGCGCUUCUUUGAGACCAAACCAGAUGACAUGAACCCUCCUGUAGAGGAUUAUGGUACCAAGCGCAAAUCAGUCUGGAUGUAUGGCCUACAGGACAGUCCCACUAAGUCUGAGGCCACAGGCCUGGACGGCAGUGAACCCAUGGUGCUGGAGCAGUACGUGGCUGUAGCCAACUACGAGCGGCAGGAGAACUCUGAGAUCAGCCUGCGCGCCGGCGAGACGGUGGACGUAAUCGAGAAGAGCGAGAGCGGCUGGUGGUUUGUCAGUACUGCAGAAGAACAAGGAUGGGUUCCUGCUACAUAUUUGGAUGCUCAGGCUGGCACCAGAGAUGACCUGGACUUGGGAACAUCUAGAUCAGGAGAGGUUACUAAGCGGCGCAAGGCCCAUCUGAAGCGACUGGACCGGAGGUGGACACUAGGGGGCAUAGUCAACCGCCAACAGAGUCGAGAGGAGAAGUACAUCACUGUUCAGCCAUACACCAGUCAGGGUAAGGAUGAGAUCGGGUUUGAGAAAGGAGUAACCGUGGAGGUCAUUCAGAAGAACCUGGAGGGAUGGUGGUAUAUCAGGUACUUGGGCAAGGAGGGCUGGGCCCCAGCUUCAUACCUGAAGAAGCCAAAGGACGACCUCUCCCCAAGGAAGAAGACCAUGACUGGCCCUGUGGAAAUCAUUGGUAACAUAAUGGAGAUUAGCAAUCUGCUAAACAAGAAAGCCGUCAGCGAAAAGGAUGUGCAGACAGAUGGAGAGGCCACUACACCAGAUCGUCACAUCUCCAAGAGCGAGAUCAGUCUUCCCAUGCCAUGUGCCCCUGAAGCAGAACAGGCUUCAAUGACAGCCAGCCCCGCCCCAAAGGCAGUUUUGCAGUCUGUAUGUAGUGCCACCCCACAAGACACUAAGCCAAAGGCAGAGCCGGGCUCGCCUGCUAUAGCAAGAGUUGCGCCACACAGAGUGGAGAUCGGAUUUGAAGCUAUAGGAUCUCCCAACCUCAGACAGAAACCCCCCCCUCGCCGAGAUACAAAUCUGGGAUUCCAGCUGCCAAAGCCUCCAGAGCCCCCUACCGUGGAAACAGAGUACUACACCAUUGCAGAGUUUCAGUCCUGCAUCUCAGAUGGCAUCAGCUUCCGUGGAGGACAAAAGGCUGAUGUAAUAGAGAAGAACUCUGGUGGCUGGUGGUAUGUCCAGAUUGGGGACAUGGAGGGUUGGGCACCUUGUUCCUACAUUGACAAGCGCAAGAAGCCUAAUCUAAGCAGGAGAACUAGCACACUCACUCGGCCCAAAGUGCCACCCCCAGCACCACCUGUCAAAAAGCAGGAUUCUGAGGACAUUACUUGUCCCAGUGCUUCUGCCUCCAAAGCUCCAGAAUCCCCCAAUAGACCUGUAUAUGAGGAGCCAGAGUACGACAUUCCCGCUAUGGGAUGUGACCUGGAAGUGGACACAGGCAUUAUAAAAAAGGAGCCUCGUCUUGUGCUUAUAAAAAGCAGCAAAGCUGCUGCUGAAAGGAUUGCUCAGGCUACCGGCAAAGCCUCACCUCUUUUUACUGUGAAGACUUCCCCCUUAAGGAACGAACACUCAGUAGAAGUAGUCACCAGAGAAGAGGCAAUUUAUGAGAAUGAUGGAUUUAGAUACGCCUCUGAUGACUUUGUCUCUGCCAGAGAAUCUAUUGCCGUGGGUUCAGAAUCACCAAGAAGUCGUACUUUGGGCCGCAAACCCCUGGGGUCCUCAUCUGCUGGAGGAAAAUCUUACAGGGACACUCAAGAUCUGCGAACUCAGUCACUAACCCGUGGUGAGAAGACCAGCCCAAGGUUGUCUUCAGAUGAAUCUGGCCGUAAUCCCAAAAGGGAGCCAGUUUUACGCAAGGAUGUGGAGCUUCGAAUUGGUCAGAGCCCCUCAACUCGCCCCAAGCCAGUGGUUCGACCCAAGCCCCUAUUGACCAAGUCUGAAACGCAGAGCCCGGAGAGGAUGGACAUAAGUAGCUUGCGACGGCAGUUGCGUCCUGCCGGAAUUCGGCAUGGGAUGGUCCGUGCACGUGGUGGAGAAGACUCUGAGACUGCAUCAGUGGUGUCAUCAGAGGAUUCUGUAACUUCCCGUAGCACAUCAGAUCUAUCCAGCACCUACUCUAAGGGCAGCAGAGGGGACUCCGAUUAUGAGGGUACUACCUCAUACCGUACUACAGAUGCAUAUGAGCGGGCACAAGAAUCUGAGAUCAGCAUUCCUGCUGGUGUGGAAGUGGAGGUACUGGAAAAGCAGGAGAGCGGCUGGUGGUACGUGCGGUGGGGUGUAGAUGAAGGCUGGGUACCUACAUUCUACCUAGAGCCUAUUAGGCAACCUUCAGAUGCUGGUGUCUCAGAGUCUCAUGAUGGAUCCCUGGCAGAGCUGAGCAACACCAGCAAGUCGAAUAGCUUAGAAAAGAAUGAGCAACGUGUUCAGGCUCUCAAUAACCUAAAUCAGCAGAAUCUACGUCGUGCAACAAAUCCCAGUCCUCCUAUUCCCAAUAAGCCACCGGGUGGUUUUAGUAAGCCAUCCCCUCAGCUCAACGGUUCAAGUGUACGAAUGCGGAAUGGCAUUCGUCAGGCAGCUGUGCGACCACAGUCAGUUUUUGUGUCCCCGCCACAGCCUGUGAAGGAUACCAAUUUAUACACAGGGUCCUUAAGGCGUAACGAAUCACUAGGUGCCGGCGAUCAUAUGAGGUCUAGUGGUGGUGUGCGUCGAAACUCUUCCUUCACUGCUGUACGCCCACAGCCUGUUACCGAUGUAAGGAUGAGGUCUGGAACUACCACAAUUGCACCAGCAGGAAGCUCUAGUCCAUUGAUUGCUCAGAGAAAUGGAAUUCCAAUCUCUACAGUGAAGCCCAAACCCAUAGAGAAAACACAUCUCAUCCAUAACAACCUACGGGAAGUCUAUGUCUCUAUUGCAGAUUAUCGUGGAGACGAGGAGACUAUGGGCUUCCCUGAAGGCACCAGUCUGGAGGUUCUAGAAAAGAACCCUAAUGGAUGGUGGUACUGCCAGGUUCUAGAUGGCCUUCAGGGAAGGAAAGGCUGGGUGCCAUCCAACUACCUUGAAAGAAAGAAAUAGCACCAACUCACCUCCCCAAAGAAUGUUAGUUAAAUUUAAAUGUACAUUUCCUAUCAAACUCUAUGAGGAGGACCUUUUUGUAUCAAUGAGACACUUUAGUGCUGGUUUACUUAAAAAGUACAUAAGACUCUAAAUAUGAUCAGUUAUUUGUAAGUGGAGUACGCAAGUACGAAAAUGCCAUCAAGCAAACUGGGCUAACCCAGUGUCUUAAGCAUCAUUGGAGAAUAAUGUCUCCAGUCUGAAAGAAGAAUAACAGAAAUGAUUUUGAUAGAAUAGAAGAUCCAGGCAAAUGUUGAGAGAAAUUUUAUGCCAAAUGGGUGCCUUUGUCCAUCAUUGACUGAAUGUUAAACGGAAUAACUUAAACACCGGUGAAUCAGUAUAAGUACCAAACAUGGUGCCAUAGGCCUGUUAGUGCAGAAAUCAACCAAAACUAUUUUUGCUAUAAAAUUACAGAAAAAAAGAGAACCGGAGGGAUUUCAGUAUGGGAGUAACACACAAAACAAGUGGGCACUCAAAAAUAAGAAUGUAAGACAUCGGUUACGCAAAUAACAAGUGGUUGUUACCGUUGAGUGCAUUUAACGAUUACAUUUGAUUUUCUUAUUUUUAAACUUUUGUUCAGUUUUUGUAAUUGCUUUAUUCGCAUCUUGUGCAUUUUCAUGUCUUCCUUAGAGACGUAUUUCUGCUUUCUUGUGACAUCCCAGCAACUCUAUAAGCCUGGAAAAAGAAGUCCCUCAACGUGAUAUUUGUCAUGUUAUCUUUCAUUUUUCUGAUGUGUCUCUGAUGAGGGUUUCGUUAAUUGGCAUUACGUUUUUCCCUUCACUUAGCUAUAAAGCCCAGCCAUCAUGAAUAAAGGUCACUGAUUCAUUAAAGAACAAGAUGUGGUGCCAUUAUGUGUAACUCAGAUCGACAGGAAAUUGGAUUCGCUACAAGUUGGAUUUGAAUACUUUUAACCCACCUCACAUCUGGGUACAAAUCCCAGACCGAGUUUAGUUUGCAAAAUUGCACAAAAAACAAAACAAAAACAGGUUAUAUUGCUGCUUUAGGUCUACUAUAUUUACUGUUAUUAAAUUUUCAUACUGGAAUAUUUGCUUAACGUUCGCCAGUCUAUCCCAGGGAAUUAGUUACAUACAAAUGAGCCCAAAAUGUGAUCAAACGAAAGCAAAAUGUCAACACAUUUGCUAGUUUGUUUUGUUUUAGUAUUUAUUUUGUGGUUACAAAGAAACCGAUGUAGUCAGUGAACCCAAACGAGGUUUUAGAACUGAGCAAAAAAUAGAUAUUUAAUUACUGUAUCUGGAAGCACUUGAUUCUUUUUUUCUUUACCCACAAAAAGCACAUUGAUAUGCUAGGUUAAUUUCAACAUAUAACCAUAUUGCUGGGCAGUAUUGGCGUCAAAGUUGAAGUUACACAGCAAGCAGUUCAGCUUCAUUUUAGAUUGUGUUUUCCUUGAUUUAAAAAAAUUAAAUAAAUAAAUGUACAAGUGUAAUUUCAUGUAUGGGUUAAUUCAAUUUGAAUAGUCAUUCUUUCCCAAAUUAGUAGUUAUUUAUUAAUAAAAUAAAAUUCAAUUUAAUCCCCAUCUUUGAAGGACCCUAAUUCAAAAAUAAACAUAUGGAUGCGAUCCAUGUCAAAAGGCUGAUGUUCAAGACUGCUGAAAUAUUUUUCUAACGAACAGUGCUGUGUGAACUCUUAGUCAGGUCAAGCACUAAUGUGGUUUUUUUUGUGUUGUUUUUCUGCUGGACAGUAUUAUAGUAUUAAACAAAGUUAAAUACCUGCUAGAUUGCAGUUAUAUUCUAUUAAGCUGUAGCUAGUUUUUGUUUUCUCUUCCUUUUGUUCUUGUUGUGUGAUCACACUCAGACAAUAAUGAUGAACGGAGUGGUUCAUUUGUUGUGAGAUGGUGCAUUCUUUUGGUAAAUCAAAAAUGCAUCUAUUUAAAGAUGCAGUGUACUUCAUCAGCACAUUAUUUAUUGAACAAAAAUGUUUUUGGGUUUUUUUUUUUUUUUUUGUAUUUAUGAUUAUUUAAUUCUUUUUAAUUCUUACCUCUCAUUUUGCGCUCAGUGAUUUAGCCACUGCUUAAAGACUCCACAGUGGCGCCCUCUAGUGAAACAGAUUGGCUACUGCUAUAUUCUCUUUUAUAUUUUUGGACUGCCAUUGAUCUGAGGAUAACUGAGAUUUUUUUUCCCACUAUUUUUUAAAAACAAACGCAGGUAAACAUUUAUUCAUAUAGAAUCUAUUUUAUCAGGUCAUGUUUUUUCCCCUACACUUUAUUUUUUCGUUCCAAAAGCUGAUUGCUGCACCUUUAGCAACCAUGGACACUUCCUCUCUCAUUAUUGGAAUUUCUAUAAUGCCAGAUAUUCUGUUCGUUUCAUACCUAUACACUUUUUCUUUAAUUUGGGGGGAAAAAAUCUCUAAUACGAAUUACAAGAUCAAUUUUACAAAGUGCUUCAGUCAUUCAAAAUGAAAUCAUUUAUUUUGGUUAGGAAUAUCAGUUGGAAAAAAAAAGGUUUGCUCAAUUUAAAGGAGUUUAGUAGAAUUUGGUUUCAUUUCCCCACCUCCCCAAAUCCCCACCCUGACGAAGGCAUUAUAGAAACGUGUCGACUCACUCCAACACUUUGAAUGGAUAUUGCUUCUGUCGAGUAAAUCCCAUUUACAUUUUGCGCUUUUUUGUUUUGUUUGCAUCGACAAUUUACAAGGGAAAUAUUACUUCACGCUAGGCCUUUUUUUUUGUAUUAUGUCAUUUUGUAUCAUCUAUCCUUUAUGUUCGGUCUUCCUUUUUUUAAUCUAUAUAUUUUUUAUUGCGGUUUAUUAUUUCCUUUAUCCCUCCCCCUCCAUGUGUGUGUGUUUUUUUUUUUUUUGUGACACAAAUGUAAUGAGGAAAUGUGCAAUAGACUAAUCGGCAUCUCACCAAAAACAAGGAACUGUCAGAGGUUUUUUUUGAUACUGGAUCAGGACCCUUACUUUUUAAUGUCAGCUUUUCACGUCAAGUUAAAACAAACAUCACGUGUCAUUCCACAUUUUCCGAUCAAACGUUCUAAAUGUCCCGAUACACAGGACAGAUGGACAUUGGUGCCUGACUCCAUAGCAGGACUCUUAAAACUUUGUGUUGUCGCCAUUUGUGCUGUCGUAUUGCCACAAGACCACAUCUAACAAUAAUGCCUUUUUUUUCUGCCAGUGGGAUAAAAUUUGAAGUGGGGGACAUUGGAGUCUUCCUCCUUCACACUGCCAGUGUUUAAAUGUUUCCGUCCAACCCACUGGCUUGUUCGCUUAUUUUGAAUUUAAAAGCAGGACUUGGUAACCAGCUGUUGCUUCCAUCCAGCGUUUCACUCUGUACGUCUACAACCACUCAGAACAGGGAUUCUCAUAACCUCUUUAUUAACACAUCAGAAUAACAUUGUGUCGUGGAACAUGCUUUUCUUUUCUACAAAGUCCCUGUGAGACUCUUAUUGUUUGAAUGUAACAAGGCCACUUUAGUAUAAGAGUGUAGCUCUGUAAUAAAGACGAGAAAUUGUACUUUUUCUUGUUGGGAUAGAUUUACCUUCAGUUUGUGUCUUUUCCCUGGGAGGCUUUAUUAAAUCUAAUUAAAGCUGGCCGUUAAGAUCCAAGUAUGCACCUUAAGUCGUUUUAAACAAUGUUCAUGAUUCCGGGGGGAAGAUACGUACUAAAGGUAGAAAAUAUGCUCUCUCGAUGGUACCACCCUAUCGCUAAGGAAAAGUACAGUGUGUUCUCGUUAUUUCUGAGAGAACCAAGUAACUGGAUCAAAGAACAUCCAACAGCUCUUUUUUUUUUCUUUUUUUUUUAAAACAAUUUUAUCCUUGGUCUGAAGUGGAGGAUUUCAGAGGCCUUUUGAUCUAUCGGAUGUUCUCGUUCACUAGGGAAGUCACUCAUGAGAGCCCGAGCCUUUGGAAAGUCGGCCGAGUGACACAGAACUGAUGCAGCACUUCGAUUUGUGCUCGCUUGUCUUGCUGGCUAUUUUUCUUCACUGUUCACUGCACUCUUAUGAUGGGGGAAAAAAAAGGCAAAAAAGUUGCAUCCUAAAAGGUUCUUCAACAAGUCCUAACGGUUCUAUUUACAUUUACGGCAUCUGGCAGACGCCUUUGAGUGUCACAGAGUGACUUACGUUUUAUUUUUAUUUUUUUAACUGAGCAACUUAGGGUUAAGGGCCUUGCUCAAGGGUCCAGCAGUAGACGCUUGGUGGACCUGGGAUUUAAACUCACAACCGUCCCAUCAGUGGUCCAACGCCUUAACCACUAAGCUAAAACAGCCCCAGAAGAAACACUCCAGAAGAAAGGAUAGAAUUCUAGAAAAAUGGCAACUUUCCAAAGAACCUCUGAGGAGCCUUUUUUCUAAGAAUCUAUAUAUAGCAGUACAUUUUACACAACAGUCUUCUUGUGUGUUCCUUCACCAAAUCUGAGACAGAGGUUUCAUUAGCCCAUGAGCCAUGUUUACAAGUCUGGAUGUUUUUAUUUCUUAUGCUCUCUAAUAGUGUUUUAUUAGACUAUAGUCCUUGCCUCUGAUCAGUUGGUAUUUGUUUCAUCUGAAUAUAAGUCAGUGCAGGAGUGCUCGUUUUCAGCCUGUGUAUAAAUCCUUAAGGGCAGGAAUUGUACAAGAGUGAGUGCGUGUGUGUUGUGUGUGUGUGUGUGUGUGUGGCUAUGAGUGUGGGUAUGAACAUGGAGAAGGUUUGCAUGUUGCUAGGAUUUCUGAGAAGGUGGAAAGAGAAAGUUGAUCGAUGGACGGUGUUAGUUAGUUCAGGAGGUGGUUCGGGCUCAGUCAGGUGAUACCAGAUCAAGUUGGACAGCUGUGAUGUACCUGUACAGAUGCAUUCGCUCAAGUUGUAGCCCUGAAGAUAUGAAAUCUGACAGGUGUCGAGGAAAACUGCUAGAAACAGAAGACCAGGCUACAGAGAUAAUUAAUGGUCAGUCUGAGGCUUGUGUACCUCCGUGAAUCAUUUAUAGCCAAGCUGGGAAGCCCUGACAGCUCGUCUGAGGUUUUAGUAAAACCUUCUAGCCAGUGAAGCUUUGCCUCAGGCCUGCAUUUCUGAAAACGCACAGCUUAUUGCUAGUGCUUUAGUAGAUGAUUGCAUCUGGCAUCAGGGCCUUUUGGUAUUCCUCACGGAUCCGUUGUGGGCAGCCUUCAUUACAAAGCAGACGUUCAGAGCACUGCGGGCACCGUGCGCUGCUGUGAAAUCACAUUACCCGAGCAGCCAGUUAAUUACAGCUCUUUGGGGGUCGCAUCCUGAAUCCCAGUGACAGCUAACCGAGAAAAUGGAGAAGUGCGUAAGGAUUAAUGAUGUGUCAGCGAGGGGAAACAUCUUCCUAGCCGACGUGUGACUUAUUCGGAGGCGCUAUAACUUGAUCGGCGGCUCAACCUGACUCGAAAGACCUUUAGGCGAGGAGCUGAAAGAACGCUAGCUGUAUGUGUUGUCUGACGAGACAUAAGAGGUGUUUCUGAGGAAUUUCUGUAGGUGUUCAUGUUUGAGAUUUAUCUGGUGCUGUUGAUGUGAUAGAGCUGGAUCCCGAGUGGCAGGGUGCUGUGUUAUUCAUGCCAUCUUCUUGAUGAGAAGCAGCGAGGAACGGCGAUCACACAGAGUCUGUCUAAUGUCUCGCCGCUUGCUUUCUCUGACGCUGUAUGAUUCCUCUCUCUAAUUAUCAUUUCUCUCGUAUUAAUUAACAGUCAAGGAAAUAACAUCAUGCUGAGGCAGACGACGACUCGCUCCAAAGCCAUCAACCGCUGUGUGUUGCAUCGAGUCUCACUCUGCCGACAGUAAACAUGCCAUCGAGUGCCGGCUUUAUUAGCAGGGGGGCUUUUAAUAGCUUGCCCUCAGGAUCGGGUCUCUGUCAGUUACAUAGACUUCUUCUCCUACAAUAAUUUUGUUGGAUGUUCAGCACAUUUGUUUUUGAAAGCAGGUGGUCUACAGCUAUACUGUUUGUUUUCAGCAAUGUUUCAUUGUUUUAACUAUUAUGUAUUUUGUUCAUGUUUACAUUGUAUCCUGCAUUGACCUAAAAGAAGAAAAAAAAAACAAUAAAAUAUAUCAUUCUUCUGUCA